AUGCAUACUAAUCCGCGCACCCGCCCCACGCUGCAGCGCCAGCCUCUCGCUCGCAUCUGCGCACGACGAAUAACUGCAAUGAUGUCCAUAAUUGCAAAUCUUGGAAUUGUUCUUCAAAUAUCAACUUUCCUUCACACGCAGACCUUUGUUCUUGGAAGGCAAGCCAAUUUUUCAAAACCACUAAUAUUGGGAACCAUUGUAGUGAGCAUAUUCUCUGUUGUAAUAGCAUUAUUCAAGGAUGUACCAGAUAUUGAAGGAGAUAAAAAAUUUGGCAUUCGCUCAUUAGCUGCUAGUCUAGGUCCAAAAAAGGUGCUUUGGAUUUGCAUUUGUCUGUUAGAGAUGGUUUAUAUUUUUGCAAUUGUUUUUGGAGCCACUUCUUCUCGUCCAUGGAGCAAGCUCAUAAAUAUAUCGAGCCAUUCAGCUCUUGGCUUAAUCCUUUGGAAGCAAAGCGGGUCUAUCGAUUUGAAGGAUAAAUUUUCUCUGCAAUCCUUCUACAUGCUUAUUUGGAAGUUGUUAUAUGCUGAAUACAUGCUUCUUCCACUUGUGAGAUGAAAUGAAGCUUGUUGACUACUUGAGACCAAUUAUGACUUCAUUUGGGACAGCUUUCUAAACCAACUUUUUAAUAUCUCCAUAUUAAAUAUUGACUCAAGAUAUUGAACUUCUUGAUGAUGUUGGAAAUCUUCAUUUUCUCUACCUUCUCCAAAAUUCCAACCUAAA
Messenger RNA from Dendrobium catenatum, 717 nucleotides. Its product is annotated as probable homogentisate phytyltransferase 1, chloroplastic. The transcript has 6 exons. Gene Ontology annotation, cellular component: membrane. Bases 1 to 552 code for a protein of 183 amino acids. Lineage: Eukaryota; Viridiplantae; Streptophyta; Magnoliopsida; Asparagales; Orchidaceae. The record is from RefSeq and is a predicted model, not a curated record. Gene Ontology annotation, molecular function: transferase activity, transferring alkyl or aryl (other than methyl) groups.